Aureobasidium vineae is the source of this 885-nucleotide messenger RNA. NCBI's taxonomy places the organism in Eukaryota, Fungi, Ascomycota, Dothideomycetes, Dothideales, Saccotheciaceae. The record is from the annotation of a GenBank genome assembly.
AUGGCAUGGGUCCACACAUACGGUCUUUGCGCUCCUGCCGCUGCUGGCAUCAUCCACUGGGGUGCCACUUCAUGCUACGUUACAGACAACGCCGACCUCGUCCUGAUGCGUGACGGUCUUGACCUGCUUCUCAAGAAGAUGGCCACUGCUAUUGACAAGCUCUCCGCUUUCGCCAUGCAAUGGAAGGACCAGCCCUGCCUUGGCUACACUCACCUUCAACCCGCUCAAUUGACCACCGUUGGAAAGAGAGCAUGUGUCUGGAUCCAGGACUUGUUGAUGGAUCUCAGAGCUAUCCAGAGAGUUCGUAAUGAGCUCUGCUUCCGCGGUGUCAAGGGUACCACUGGUACUCAGGCAUCUUUCCUCCAGAUCUUCGACGGUGAUCACGCCAAGGUCGAGAAGCUUGACGAGCUUGUCACCGAGAAGGCUGGUUUUGCUGGUUGCUACCCCAUUGCCACUCAGACCUACUCUCGCAAGGUUGACCUCGAAGUUGGCAGCGCCGUCUGCAACUUUGGUGCCACUUGCCAGCGUAUCUCUACCGAUAUCAGACAUCUUGCUUCCUGGAAGGAGAUUGAGGAGCCCUUCGAGAAGGACCAGAUCGGUUCUUCCGCCAUGGCUUACAAGCGUAACCCCAUGAGAUCCGAGCGUUUGACCUCUCUUGGUCGUCGUCUUGCGAACCUCCACGCUGACUUCAUUUCCACUUACGCCUCGCAAUGGAUGGAGCGUACCCUCGACGACUCUGCCAUCCGUCGUAUUGACAUUCCCGAGAUGUACCUGUGCGCCGAUGCCCUGCUCAUUCUCAUGAACAACAUCUUCAGCGGUCUUGUCGUCUACCCCAAGCGCAUCGAGAACCGUAUCCUCGAGGAGCUUCCCUUCAUGGCCACGUAA